Messenger RNA from Acanthosepion pharaonis, 960 nucleotides. The record is from the annotation of a GenBank genome assembly. Lineage: Eukaryota; Metazoa; Mollusca; Cephalopoda; Sepiida; Sepiidae.
AUGGGCAAAGCUAACACGUGGUUCGCUGUUCCGGCACUUCUCUGGUUCAAUCUUUUUCUUCUAUAUACCCCUCAUCAGUUACUCCUUAUUUCACACUUUUUUCUUCUUUAUCCCUCCAUCGCCUACUCUCUGUCUUUUAUAUAUCACUCUCUUUUAUUCUAUAUCUCUCCCUCAUAUAGUCUCUAUUUUACUCUUUUUUCCCUCUGUACUCCUCCUUCCCCUACACUCUAUUACACUCUGCCUUCUUUAUAUCUCCCUCUCCUAAUCACUUUUACACACUUUGCCUUUUAUAUAUGUUUCCUAGUCUCUAUAUCAUUCUUAUUUUUUAAUCUCCUCCUCCUUGUCUCUAAAGUAUUCUUUGUAAUAUAUAUCACUCGCUCUGCCCUCCUUCGGUUACUAUCUAUUUCACUCUUUUUCUUCUGUACCCUCAUUCCCCCACUCUCUGUUUCAGUGUAUGCGAUAACAUUUUUCUUCUAUAUACUUCCAUCUGUUAUUCUUUAUUUCUCUCUUUUUCUUCUAUAUCCCCUCCUUCUCUUCCUCUCUAUUUCAGUCUUUUAUCUUCUAUAUCUCUCCCCACUCCUAGUCACUGUUAUACACAUUGGUUUCUCUAUCUCUCUCCUAGUCUCUCUUUCAGUCUUUGUCUUCUUUAAACCUCCCUCUCCCACUCUAUAUUACACUCUUUCUCCCUCUCUUAGUCACUCGUAUAUACUUCUAUAUAUUAUUCUCCGAGUCUCUAUUUCAUUUUUUGCCUUCUUUGAAUCUCCCUCUUCUAGUCUCUAUAGCACUUUUUUAAAAUUCUAUAUCUAUCUCUCUACGCUCUCUCUGUUACUCUCUAUUUCACUCUUUUUCUUCUAUACCCCUCCUUUUCCACCUACUCUCUAUUUCAGUCUUUCUCUUUUAUCCAUCUCACCCUCCUCAGACACACACUUGAAUAUCUUAAAAGCUGACGUUUAUAUGUAA